UUCAGAAUUAUCUUUCUGCAUCAUGUCUCUCAGAUAAGAUAGACGAUAAAAUUUAUCUGACAUGGAACAUCACCAACAGAACAUAGGAUAGCACAGUGAAUAGAAAAACACAAAAAAAAUAAACGUAGAACAAGAAAAAAUAGCAUAGAACAUAAAGCAUAAUGACAUUUGUUACGUCAACAACAGUAGUCAUUUGUCAUAUAAUGACAUAGUAUUCUGUCACAAUUCGUGAUUUGUAAAAUUAAAAAUUUUGCAUGAAAAGUUGAAAUACAACAAAAGCAGAAGUCUUUAUUCCAACAAUUUUUACUUAUACAGUUUAGUUUACGACAACAGGUAAGUCCGACACGACUCCAGCUAUACAAAAUAAGUUUUUCAUUAAAAAUCUCUCAGAAAAGUAUGGAUAGACUACUGCGACUUGGAGGUGGGAUGCCGGGCCUGAGCCAAGCGCCACCGCCCUCAGAUGCCCCUGUAGUGGACACUGCCGAGCAGGUGUACAUCUCUUCUUUGGCCUUAUUAAAGAUGUUGAAGCAUGGACGUGCUGGAGUGCCCAUGGAAGUUAUGGGACUGAUGUUGGGCGAGUUCGUGGACGACUACACAGUCCGCGUGAUCGACGUAUUCGCCAUGCCCCAGACAGGUACAGGCGUCAGCGUAGAAGCAGUCGAUCCCGUGUUCCAGGCGAAAAUGUUGGACAUGCUACGACAAACAGGCAGGCCAGAAAUGGUCGUAGGAUGGUACCAUUCGCAUCCAGGGUUCGGGUGCUGGCUGUCAGGGGUUGACAUUAACACGCAACAGAGCUUUGAGGCGCUGUCAGAGAGGGCGGUCGCUGUUGUGGUUGACCCCAUACAGUCGGUCAAGGGGAAAGUCGUUAUUGACGCCUUUAGACUGAUCAAUCCAAACAUGAUGGUAUUAGGCCAAGAGCCACGUCAGACCACUUCGAAUUUAGGUCAUUUACAAAAACCGUCAGUUCAGGCCUUGAUUCACGGCCUGAACCGUCACUAUUACUCAAUCAGUAUCAAUUAUCGUAAGAACGAACUUGAACAAAAGAUGCUGCUCAACCUGCACAAGAAGUCGUGGAUGGACGGCCUUACACUAGCGGACUACAAAGAAAACUGUGGCGUGAAUGAAAAGACUGUAUCAGAUAUGCUCGAACUGGCGAAGAACUACAACAAGGCAUUGGAAGAGGAAGAGAAAAUGACACCCGAGCAGUUGGCAAUCAAGAAUGUAGGAAAACAGGACCCCAAAAGGCAUUUGGAAGAAAAGGUUGACGUGUUGAUGACAAACAAUAUUGUGCAGUGCUUAGGGUCUAUGCUGGACACUGUUGUAUUUAAGUAAAUUGUCAUUGUGGAUAUGGUGUUUUAUUAAUCCUUUUUUUACGUUUAAGCUAUAAGAUAUUUUUUCAAUAAAUCGCACUUUAUUUCCGA
This is a messenger RNA of Acanthoscelides obtectus, 1421 nucleotides long. The record is from the annotation of a GenBank genome assembly. NCBI's taxonomy places the organism in Eukaryota, Metazoa, Arthropoda, Insecta, Coleoptera, Chrysomelidae.